GCUUUGACUCCGUCUUGCUCCUACCUGCUCCUGGAGAAGAGGUCCCCGCCAUGUCUCGCUACAGCCUCCACAACCUCCUGGACUGGAUGUACGGCGGGGUGGACCCCAGCUUUGCCGGCAAUGGAGGGCCGGAAUGCGCCGCCUUUCUCUCCGGCCAGCAGCGCCUGCUGGAGAGUUUGGUGUUCCUCAGUGUGGGCACCGUGGAGAUCCUCGUGUCCCUGUGGAAGCUGAGGCAGCAGCACGUCCAGGAGCUGGAGAAUCUGCUGCAGCAGCCCCAGACGAAGCGGGAGAGCCUGGGCAAGAACGUGCUGCUGGUGCUGCUCUGCCUCAUCUUUGGGCUGGAGGUGGGGUUCAAGUUCGCCACCAGGACUGUCAUUUACCUCCUGAAUCCCUGCCACGUGGUCACCAUGAUGCAGAUUUUUCUUCUUGCCUGUCCCCCAUGUCGGACUGCAAUGAUUCUCUUCAGGUUGCAGAUGCAUAUGCUGAAUGGGGCCCUCUUAGCAUUGCUCUUUCCUGUUGUUAAUACACGCCUGCUUCCAUUUGAAACAGAGAUUUAUUACAUCCAGCAUGUGAUGCUCUAUGUUGUGCCCAUCUAUCUGCUGCACAAAGGAGGUAUCUACACCCCUGAACCGCUCUGCAAUUUCUGGUGGGCUCUUUUAUCCACGGGGUUCAUGUUUGUGUAUCAUUUCAGCAUCCUGCAGAUCCUGGGACUGGUUACAGAAGUGAAUUUGAACAACAUGCUGUGCCCAGCCAUUUCAGAUCCUUUUUAUGGGCCCUGGUACCGAAUCUGGGCAUCUGGACAUCAGACUGUCAUGACCAUGACUCAUGGGAAGCUCAUAAUCCUGCUGUUUCACAGUGCUGUCCCCACCCUCAAAUGGAGCAUGGACUUGCUUGGACUCCCAGCUAAGAAAAUAGACUGAAAUGUCUCCCCACAGAGCAGUGCAUACAGGAAGCAGAGAUAUACUGGAAAACAAAGAGGGGGGGAGGAGAGGACAAUGUCUUUCUACUUCUUCCCACAGUUUUUUGCCUCAAAAACACAUCUGUAAUGAAGUGAGGUUUUUUUACCUGCUAUUUCUCACUGCCUAUUGCCAAUGGCAAAAUUAGUGGCCUUAUUUUGGGGAAGGUUCAUGUUUUAUACAUUUUGUAUAGAUUACAGUAGAAUCUUGCUAAGCCACCAUUUAAAAUUAGGCCAGGACCUGUCCACAUUCCAGCAGAGAGAGUGGCAGUGCUACCUCAUUUUGACUCAUUUUCCAUUAAAGAAUUGUACACUUCUAGGGCAGGAAAUAAUGCUGAAUUGUAGCACUCCACUGAUGUGAACCAACAUGCUGGACUGCAUCUCCUGGCUUAACUCUUAAAGCUUGAAUGUUCCAAAAUGGUCACAGGAAAUCAUGCACACUUAAUCUUCCAAUCAGAAGUGCAAAACAGUGAGGUUCUACUGUAUUUUCUUAAAGCUGGUUGAAAAUGUUGGGGAACAAUAACUCAUUAAAAAUAUUAAUCAACUACUUAAUUUCUAAGCUGCAGUGGGUAAGUACCUAUCUAGUGAAGUCCCAUCAUGAUGCUUUGGAGAUGCUUUUAUUUUGGUAAGGGGGAAAAAAAUGUUGAAAUAAUUUCAAAAGACCAUGUUAUGUAUAGGCCAUGAUACGAUAUUGCAUCCACUGUUCUGUCCUGACUUAGAACAAAAUGGGUUUUUUUCACUUACCUUAAACUGGAGAAGGAGUGGAGAUACCAUGUCCAAUGUAAACAUCAGGAGGUUUUUUUAUAUUUAGUAGCUUUUGAAACAUUCCUGAUUUGUCUGUGCUGAUCCUCACUGACCAGACUGGUUGGUGCAGAAACCAAAUGAAACUGUUCUCUCCCUACAGUUCUGCCAUAUUUUGUGUAUUGUUUUUAAAAUACAGGUAUAAAAAGGAAUGUCCAAUCAGUGCAGGCCUCUACUGCAAAGGGCAUGUUCCACUUUAGCAGCAUGGCCCAUCAAUGUCUUUUGGAGAACUGGAUGGGCAGAAUGAUCAACUGUGCUCAAAUUUUGCAGGAGGAGGAACCAUUGGGCAGAAAGAGAGAAAAUCCUGACUGUGUUCUUCCAGAAUUGUGAGUCCAUUAUGCAGACUGUUGUGUUUCAGGGCUGCAGAUUUUUCUUGUACAGAAGUUUGGGGGAAUUUAUAGAUUAAUUGUGUUGUCAAAGCUGUGAUUUGAAACCAAAACCAUCAUACCUCCUCCAGCUGGAUCACCUGAAGGUAUGUGCUGAAGUUAAGGUACAGAUAUUUAUACCUCAGGAAGCAAAAGCAAGUUGGCUUUUUUUUUUUUUCCUUAAGAAAGAAAAAAUUAUUUUGUGAGGGAACAAGUGGCUACUUCAAAUAUUUUUACUCCAUAUGAUUGAAAAAAGUUCACCUCAAUCAGAAAUACAUUGUCCCGUAUUCUGAUUUACAAAUUGGUUUCUGGCAUUCUUCCAUGCCUUGCUGUAUGUGUGUGUGUAUAUAAGAAUAUACUGUAUGCUCACAACUUGAGAACAUGCAGCAUGUACCUAAACUGUCCCUCAGGCAUAUACAGCUGGUGUUAGUGUUACAAUAGAAGGACUUUAAACAAAUUUUGCAAGUACUACUUAGCAUUAUUAUUUGCUUUAUUUGCUUAACUUAUGGUUUAUGGGGUUUUGUUUUAAUUGCCUUUUUUUUUUUUUACAAUCUUCCCUUUUUUUUUUCCUGUCAGGAUAUUAUAGUUACUGGAAACACUUCUCUAAGUAGGAGCCUUUUCUGUUUUCCUUUUUUAAACUAUAGCAUUUCCUAUCUGUAAUCAUCUGCUUCAGGGCAUUCCAAACAAGUACAAAGCAGCUGCUGUUUGCCACCAUUGACUGCCUCUGGUCAAUUAAAACUGCAGGAGCAUUUAAAUGAGCUCAGGUGUCUCACUCAGUGCAGGCUCUGUGCUUGGAAAGCAGAAUUUGCAAGCUCUUCUGGCUGACUUAAAAUUCAGUAGCAGCAAUGUGAGCAGAGCUGCCAGGGCCAUCCCUGGGCAGUGCAAAGGGAUUCCUGGUGCAGAGCUGCUGGGAGUGCCUGCCCCUGCCCUCCCUGAGCCCACCUGUGCUCUUCCCUCUUAUGCUGCUCCAGUUGCUUUGAGUCACACAGAAAUUCCAGGUGGAAUUUCACCACAUGGGGUUUGCUGCUGGAGCUGCUCAUCAGAGCCAGUGGGGCACUUGGACUGUCCUUCUAAACCUUGUGUGGGCAUGUUCCGGAGCUUGUUGAAUCUUUUCUACCAAUUUAAGUUGAGAAAAUGUCUCACUGAACAAGGCAAAAAAGUAGAGAGGUAACCAACUACUGCACUCAGUAAGGAUUUUAGAAGUACUGAAGCUGCAGCGAAGGAAUCAAAUGGUGCAGCUGGAGUCAGGUGGGAAGGCAGGCAGUGCAACCUUCACCUUUUGAAUAUAAGCUGUUGCUUAUUUGUUGUUGUGCACUAUCAGUGAGAGGUGUUUGAGUUAGAACAGAAUCAUUUAGGAUGAAGAAAACCUGUGAGUUCAUCAAACCAAGCAUUAACCCAGCACUGCUGAGCCCACCAUUUACCCUUAUCCCCAGGUGCCACACCUACACAUCUUUGAAACCCCUCCAGGGUUGGGGACUCCACUGCAGCCUGUUCAAGGCUUGGUAACCCUUCUGGGGAAGAAAUUUUCCCCCAAGUCCAAUUUAAACCUUCCCUGGUGCCACUCGAGGCUGUUUCCUCUUGUCAUGUUGCUUAUUUCCUGGCACAAGGGGCUGACCCCCACCCUGCCUUCAGGCAGCUGCAGAGUGACAGGUCCACCCUGAGCCUCCUUUUCCCCAGGCUAAACCCUCAGCCAUUCCUUAGAUGUGUGCUCCAGACCCUUCCCCAGCUCCAGUGCUUUGCUUUGGGUGUGCUUCAGAGCCUCAGUGCCUUUCCUGUAGUGGCAGGCCCAAAACUUACAAUUAUUCCCUCCUUCCCCAUGCCCUUCUUUGAAGGCUUUUAGGACUUUAUGUAGAUUUAUGGUGACCCACCACUCACAACUGCAUCAGUGCAGCUGAGACAGGCUCCACAGAAGGGGAAGGACAGGUCAGAAUGGGAGCAGAAAAGGGAAAAACUUCUAAAGCAAUUGUGGAACUUCACAUUCUUCAUUCCUCACCUAUCUCUGGUAUCUGCUGGGAAUAUGCAUUAGCCAGAGCUUGCCAUAUGUGCAGGAAAUGGGAAAGCAGAGUGCUUCAUCUCUAUAGCACUUAUUUCUUGAUUCUUCUUUUCCCUGAAUGGUUUAUUUUAUAGGCAGUUACAUGAUACAGAUUUCUUUGGUUGCUUCAUGCUUGUUUAUGCUGGAAAUGAAAGCACAGAAGUGUAAUGCUGUUCUUGGGAGGCAAUUGCAUUCUCUCCUGGGGAGUUACACACUCAGUCCAUGUCAAGAUAACUUGAAGCUGUUGCCCAGUACCUGGUGAUGAGGUUUUACAGUGCUGCAGUGCAAUGCAAUUGAAAGGGCUGUCCUGGGGCUGCUGUCACAUGUGCCCAGAUGUGUCAUGGCACUGGAACUUCAGCAGCAGCAGCUGAAGCAGAGUGCAAAAUCUCACCCCAGAGCAACUUCAUUUGCUGGCCGGAAUACUCCAAAAAAUUCUUGUGCAGUGCCACUGCCUGGCCUUCAGAGAUGCUGGUAUGGGUGAAGGGGUCUGAACAGAGCCCUCCAAGUGUUGGUGUUGUAGACAUUUCAAAAGAAACAAACUCAUUGCUCCAGCUGCCACUGGCUGCAUUUCCCUCCAUGUCUACCCAUGAAGGCAGCAUUAUUAGCUGUAAUAAACCUGUUUACUGAUGGGUAAGUAAGUAGCUCUCCAAACCAGUAACAUUUCUGCCCCCACCACCUUGUGCCAUGGCUGCAGCUGUCCAGGAUCCCUGCAGUGCUUUUUCCAGGGAUUCAGACACUGUACAGUGCCUGAGCUGGAUCUGUUUGUUCAACUUCCUCUUUUAAGCACCAAAGGAGAAUUUGCUUUGUUUCUUUUGAGAGGUGCUAACAAAUAGUUCUUGCCCAUGUGUUUGUAAAUUGAUGAAAAGCCACAGUCUAUGAACACACACGUGGAGCUGGUUUUGGUUCAGCUUCUUAGUUCAAAGAUGCUGCCCUAAGCUAAACUUAUGUGUGCUUGAGGAAAAGUCAGUCCAUUUACAGUCCAGUCAAACCUUGAGGUCAGAGAGUACCUAAGAGUAGGUUUCUGUUUCUGGCCACAGAGUUUUGAAAUUCUUGUAUAUUUCAGAUAAUUUUAUAAAGUUCAAUUGUAUUUUUCAGAAAUGGCUAUUUGCAACUGUUAACUGACUGUACUUCUAUGUCCUAAGUCUUGCAUCCAAACCAGAAGCAUUUGUUUUCUAUGCAUCCAUAGCUUAUGGAAAAUAGAGUUGUGGUGUUUUCUUCAGUGUGACAUUUGUUUCACUCUAGGUGGAUCCUUAGCAAUUAAAUUCAUCCUUACAGUUAACAAAGCUCUGAAAAAGCCAAAACCCAGGAAGAGGGUAUAUGUCAGCCCUGGUGGGAGGUUUCUGCAGGCAGGCAGGUCAGCUUUGGUGUUUUCAGUUCUACAGUGACAGGACUCAUAACAAAUCUGUUGAUUUUUGUGACCUUGUACUUCAAGUGAUAUUGCUGUAAAUUUCUCUUGCAGCUGCUGGUGUAACUUAGUCAAAGCCAAGUUGUUUUAUAAAUAAUUUUAUUUUUAUUCAGGGUCAAUUUUGUACUUUUAAAAACUUCCUGCAUUUCCUGAGUCAUUAUCCCAAUGCUGCAGAGGACACAGCAGGCAGAGCAGUGAGCACACGCCACUGUCCCUGACCAUCCUGUGCCAGGGGCUGGGCUGGAGCACCAGGGUUCCCCACACUCCAGUGCCAGCAUGGCAUUAUCCAGGCACAGAAGGGGUUGGAAAGGGCAAGGAUGGAUGUGGAUGGGCUCAACUGCCACAUAUGCUGUUAGGUCUGAAUAAUUUGUAAGUGUUAUAAAUUUUGUAAACUUUUUAAUGUGCUAAACUUUGGUUAUGAGGUAACAUUUACAAAUGAGGGGUAAUUUGUGUACUUGUUUUUGUAUUUUGCUCUGGUGGGCUUUUUUGUUGUUGUGCCCUAAGUCCAGAUCAUUGGGCAAAUAGUUGUUAAACCUUGGAAUUAAAACAAAUAAAUGCAUUUUACUGGAUA
Molecule: messenger RNA, 6129 nt
Organism: Zonotrichia albicollis (white-throated sparrow)
Lineage: Eukaryota; Metazoa; Chordata; Aves; Passeriformes; Passerellidae
Source: RefSeq, a predicted model, not a curated record